Geodia barretti is the source of this 1959-nucleotide messenger RNA. NCBI's taxonomy places the organism in Eukaryota, Metazoa, Porifera, Demospongiae, Tetractinellida, Geodiidae. The record is from the annotation of a GenBank genome assembly.
UGGCUACGACUGGUUGCAAAGCUGUUUAUGUUACCCCCUAAACGUGUGGUUGUCUUAGACGAUGUCGGAGCCUUUGUGUGGCAACUGUGUGAUGGACAUAAUUCCAUCGGGCAUGUUGUCAAACAACUUUGUGAGAAGUAUCGCAUGACGAGAAAAGAGGCGGAGACAUCGCUAUUCACGUUUAUGCGGCAGUUAGGCAAGCGGGGAAUGGUAGGAUUUGCGGUUCCCCAACAAACGAAGAGAGGAAAACAGUAAAAUGGCAGAACUUCAAGAAGCGGUAGCACCGGAAACAGCAGUGAGCACUGCCGUUCCAACAGAAGCACCCACACGAUUUGCGAGAGAUCUACCCAAGGAAAACACGGUACGGGUCAGAAACCUGAUUAAGAAAUAUGAGAUGGGCACCACCGUCGUUGAGGCGUUGCGAGGCACCAACUUUGAAAUCCGCCGCGGCGAGUAUGUCUCGAUUAUGGGACCAUCAGGCUCCGGCAAGUCCACGCUUUUCAACAUGAUUGGUGGCUUGGACAAGCCAACAGAAGGUAGGGUUUACAUCGAUGAGGUGGAUAUCGCGCAACUCGAUGCCUACGAAUUGGCGUGGCUACGCUGCCGCAAAAUCGGCUACAUUUUCCAGUCGUUCAACCUAAUCCCUGUGAUGACUGCCCUCGAAAAUGUCUCCCUCCCCAUGAUUUUCGCUGGGAUGACCGCUGACGAUAGCCGCACAAAAGCGAUUGAACUGCUAACCACUGUGGGGUUAGGAGAACGGGUCCAGCAUAAGCCGCUUGAACUCUCCGGUGGUCAGCAACAGCGUGUCGCCGUUGCGCGUUCUCUCGCAAACGAUCCCGCGAUCGUGCUUGCAGAUGAGCCGACGGGAAACCUAGACACGCGGACCGGGCUUGAGAUUAUCGACCUCCUGAAAAGGCUGAAUGAGGAGAACGGGGUCACAAUCAUCACAGCCACUCACGACACAAAGAUGCUCGAUGUGUCAGAUCGAAUUUUCCACAUGGCGGACGGCAAAAUCGAGAAAAUGGAAACCCGCGAUGAAAUCGAUCUGCAGGUUGGUAGACUUGAUGGUGAGGAGGUCGGAUAAACGUAGAUUGAAACGUGAUGCGUGAAACGUGAGAAGUACAUUAGUUCAUUGGUUCAUUCGUUCAUUUAGCACCAGCAGUCUGAGGGGUGUGGCGGUGGGAUAAUUGUCUGAAUCGUCGAGCACACGGAGAACGGGAGGCGAUUCAUUGGUUGAUUGGUCCGUGAUUUUAUUUAGCACCAGAGGUGCGAUAUGUGGAUAGAAUGCGUGAAACGUGAAAUCCUUAGCAGAUUUGGGAAGCAUUCCUCCAAUUUUAACCGAGAGGCUUGAUAGGAAAUGAAACCCGAGCAAGUAAUAAAUCAAGACCCAGACAUUCACCGAGGACUGCCGGUGUUUACCGGCACUCGUGUUCCUAUACAGUCACUGAUUGACCACCUAAAAGCAGGAGAUAGUCUUGACGACUUUCUUGAAGGAUUUCCUUCUGUUUCUCGUGAACAGGCAAUCACUUUUUUAGAAUUCGCUUUGACGAGAGCAAUAGGAACCCAUCGUGCGCGUACUGCUUGACGAAAACUUGGACUAGCGAUUGAUACGGGAUUUUGAUGCCAACUUUCAAGUGACGACGGUUUCUCGGUUGGGUUGGAAAGGCAAGCGAAACGGCGACCUCCUCCAGCAAGCCGCGGCAGCGUUUGACGUACUGGUGACAAUGGACAAUGGCAUCGAACAUCAACAGAACCUCAGCAAAUACGCUAUCGGUGUUAUUCUAAUCUCUGCCAGAAGCAAUCGUCUCAAGGACGUUCAACCCGCUAUGUUGAAAGUGAAUCAGAUCCUAAGAGAAGUGCGCCCCGGGCAGGUCAUUCACGUGACUGCCGACGCAGUUGAGGCGGAAAGUGGGAAGGGAUGAACGAAGACGCGGAGGCAGAAAAUGUCUGAUAAACGGA